Penicillium canescens is the source of this 2160-nucleotide messenger RNA. RefSeq names its product putative AAA family ATPase/60S ribosome export protein Rix7. The coding region runs from base 1 to 2160 and encodes 719 amino acids. Gene Ontology annotation, biological process: ribosome biogenesis. The record is from RefSeq and is a predicted model, not a curated record. Lineage: Eukaryota; Fungi; Ascomycota; Eurotiomycetes; Eurotiales; Aspergillaceae. The transcript has 4 exons. Gene Ontology annotation, cellular component: nucleus. Gene Ontology annotation, molecular function: RNA binding; preribosome binding; ATP hydrolysis activity.
AUGCCUGCAAGGAAGGGCAGGACCCUCAGUGCGGGCUUGGACCGCGAAGUCUACCAAAUUGUGCGCAAAAUCAUCGACGAACAACCCGAAACUGGGCGCAUCCGCCUAUCGGUGCCUGCGAUCUUUGAAGUAAUUAAAAAGUCGAACUCCAGUCUGAACCGCAAGCCCAAGAGGCAGAUUGAAGAUAGUCUCGACCGAGUGCUGGAAAUUGUCAAGGCCGAUCUUGGUGACGAUGAUGAGGACUCCAUGGAGGGGGACUUUGAGGGUCUCGAAGAGCCUGCUGCUGCGGAACCCAACGGAUUGAACCAAAGCAUCGUCGGCUCAUGGGCUACAGCCAAACCUAAAAAGACCGAAUCAACCGCCAGUGCGCCAACACCUACAGCCACCAAGCGACGAACAGGCGGAGGCGAAUCUGCCUCCAAGCGCCGUAAGGGUGAGCCUGCCGAUCGAUCUCCGCCUACACAUGUUAGUCUUGCGGAUCUGGGUGGUCUGGACGAAGUGGUUGGGGAAUUGGGUGAUUUGGUGAUCUUGCCCAUGACCCGGCCGCAGGUGUAUCUAUCCUCGAAUGUGCAGCCUCCACGCGGGGUUUUGCUACAUGGCCCGCCGGGCUGUGGUAAGACGCUGAUUGCGAAUGCCUUUGCGGCCGAGCUGGGUGUGCCGUUCAUCUCGAUUUCUGCACCCUCCGUUGUGUCAGGUAUGUCGGGUGAAUCUGAGAAAGCUCUGCGCGAGUACUUCGAGGAGGCAAAGCGACUUGCCCCGUGUCUGAUUUUCAUCGAUGAGAUCGAUGCUAUUACUCCGAAGCGGGAGAGCGCACAGAGAGAAAUGGAGAAGAGAAUUGUCGCUCAGCUCCUGACCUGCAUGGAUGAGAUUGCUCUUGAAAAAACAGACGGAAAGCCCGUCAUUGUUCUCGCAGCGACCAACCGCCCAGACAGUCUCGACGCGGCUCUCCGUCGUGGCGGUCGUUUCGACAAGGAAAUUAACAUGACUUCAGAGAGCAAAUCCUCCGCGCUCUCACACAAAAUGCGCCUGGCAGAUGACAUCGACCUGAAGACCCUAGCCAAGCGAACCCCCGGCUUCGUCGGCGCCGAUUUAAACGACCUAGUCUCAACCGCCGGCUCAGCAGCUAUCAAACGCUACCUCGAAAUCCUCAAGUCGAACAGCGGCGAAGAAAUGGAAAUGGAAAUCGAAGGCGAAGACGAACUAAGCCCUAAAGUCCGCGAACUCCGCCGGCUAAUCUCCCACGCAAAGGAAUCCCCCAUGGGCGAAGAAACAGAGAUCGUCCUCGUCUCAAACGCCGACUUCUUCGCCGCACUCCCUAAAAUCCAACCCUCCUCCAAGCGCGAGGGCUUCGCCACCAUCCCCGACACAACCUGGUCCGACAUCGGUGCGUUGGGCGGCAUCCGCGACGAGCUGGUCACGGCCAUCGUCGAACCAAUCAAGAACCCAGAUAUCUAUGCCAAUGUCGGUAUCACCGCGCCGACAGGCGUCCUCCUCUGGGGCCCACCCGGUUGUGGUAAAACCCUACUCGCAAAGGCCGUCGCCAACGAGUCCCGCGCCAAUUUCAUUAGCGUCAAGGGUCCCGAGCUGCUUAACAAGUUCGUUGGUGAAUCUGAGCGUGCGGUCCGCCAGGUCUUUGUUCGUGCUCGCUCUUCCGUGCCGUGUGUUAUCUUCUUCGAUGAGUUGGAUGCCCUCGUGCCCCGUCGCGACGAUACCCUCUCUGAGGCUUCAGCUCGUGUCGUUAAUACCCUCCUUACCGAGUUGGAUGGGCUGGGUAGUAGUCGCCAGGGUAUCUAUGUCAUUGCCGCUACUAACCGGCCUGAUAUUAUUGACCCGGCUAUGCUGCGUCCUGGUCGUCUGGAGACACUUCUGUUUGUUAACCUUCCGUCGCCGCUAGAGCGUGUGGAGAUUUUGCAGACGCUGGUGCGGAAUCUGGCUAUCGAGUUUAGUGAGGAUCUUCGCAGACUUGCGGAGGACUGUGAGGGUUUCAGUGGUGCCGAUUUGGGCAGUUUGUUGCGCAGGGCUGGUUACUCUGCUAUUAAGCGCAGAGAUUCUAUUAAGUUUGAGGACUUUGUUGCGGCAAAGUCUUUCAUUCGGCCUAGUGUUACUGAUUUGAAGAAGUAUGAGAAGUUGAGGAGGGAUUGGAGUGGUGGUGGUGUUUGA